Salvelinus namaycush (lake trout) is the source of this 2036-nucleotide messenger RNA. RefSeq lists its product as uncharacterized. The transcript has 5 exons. Lineage: Eukaryota; Metazoa; Chordata; Actinopteri; Salmoniformes; Salmonidae. Bases 127 to 1404 code for a protein of 425 amino acids. Gene Ontology annotation, molecular function: coenzyme A diphosphatase activity. The record is from RefSeq and is a predicted model, not a curated record.
GGAGGCGUCUACCGCUAUGCAAUAUUUAUAUUGUUGUUUAGAGAGGUUGUUGGGAGGUGCACCGGGGGUUUCAUUAACCUCAGUUUCUUACUGGACCUGGAAUAAGAUUGGGAUCCUUUUGAGAUAAUGUUCAGGAGUCCACAAAUUAUGGCCUUGACAUGCCCUGUCAGAACCCUGCUGCUGCUGUCUGUCAGAGACCCCCGCGUGCCUGCCCUACCUGAACACGCCUGUCAUAGGUGGAAUGGACCCAAAGCAGGGAGAAGUCUCUGUCAGGGGAAUGGUGGAGGGGAGGAGGCAGUGCCCCUCUCUUCAGCCAUCUCUUCACACCUUGUUAGCAGAAGCACCUCCGGUUGUGAAAGCUGUCUCCUAAACACCGCACCUCAACACCCCUUACAAAAAGCCACCCCUCCCAACCGACCUCAAUUGUCUCAGGACUCUAGCUUUGUCUCUUUGAAACAUACACCACGACUGCUGGUGAUAGUAGCAUGUGACCCUUGGAAAACCACUUCAUUGGAACAUUUGGACAAUUCCAAAGCCAUCGAAUGUUCUAGCGACCGUAAGUGCCUUCUACAAAGGAGGCAAACUGGCAAUGGUAGCCAAUGUUUGUCUGCUGAGGUGAAGGUCAACAUCACAUUCAGUGUUAAAAGUGGCAAGAUUCACAAGGACAUUUUUCACAGACUGCUUGUGUCCACACCCAAACAGUGGACUGUGGAUCCCCAGCGACUCCUUUCACUCCAGAGCCACGGCCUACACCAGUCUGCUGCCUCCGGCCCUGAGGGUGCCCUGAGGGAGUGCCUUUCGCUGGUGAACGAGGCGCGCUGCCGGCAGAGCCUGGAGCCUAAUGUGGCUCUCUAUGAGAAAGACGUCCGGGGGGAAAGGGGGCCCAGUGAGGCCCAGGGGAAGUGGGCGUCUGUGCUGGUCUCUCUUUGCUCUGUGGAGGGAGAGCCCGCCUUCCUGUUCACCCUCAGAUCCACAGCACUGAAGGGCAGACACAAGGGCGACGUCAGUUUUGCAGGAGGCAAGCGUGACCCCUCGGACAAGGACGUUGUGGACACCGCCCUGAGAGAAGCUUGUGAGGAACUGGGCAUCACUGUGGCAACAAACCAAGUGUGGGGCGUGCUGAAACCAAUCCGGGAUAUGUCGGGAAUGAUGAUAGCCCCUGUACUGGCCAACCUCGGCCCCCUGGAGGCGCUGUCGUUCAAGCCAAAUCCUGCCGAGGUAGAAGAGAUUUUCACCCUGUCGCUCUCCCACGUAUGCAGUCCCCAGAAUCAGGGAUACACCCACUUCCGUACCGGUGAGCGCUACGGAUACACCCUGCCCGUGUUCCGCAACGGGAAGCACCGCGUGUGGGGCCUCACUGCCGUGGCCCUCGAACACACGCUCAAACUCAUCGCGCCGCCAUGACAACCAAUCAUUGCAGCCAUCACUACUGUUUUUUUGUAAAGUAUAGUGUAUGUGUGAUUACGGAAUAAUUUGAUUAUUUGUUUCAUAUGUGAAAUUGAUCAUUGGGGCUUAUGUAUCAAUUGAGGACUUCUUAUAAUCAGUGUAUCCCAUAUACUGUAAGCAUACAUGUCAGAAGUGAUAUAUUGAAUAAAUGAGAUAUCAGGUAGGGUCAUGUAAGGAACAAUCAACUUCCAUGUCAAAGCCACUUUGGAUUGUAAUGUCACUAUAUUUUGUCAUACUGACAUAAAAAUCUGAGGUUCUCCCUGGAAAGGUCAAAUCUUUACAGUUCAUUCAUUCACUAACCUUAUGAAGGUAAGGCACCACCAUUUACGAUUCUAUCCUUUUUUGAAAUUUUAUUUCCUUAGGUUUCUGGACAGGACCAAUCAUUAUUUUAUAUGACAUGCAGACAGAAAUAAAUAUAGUGCAAAAAAAUAGCAUUUGAUGUAGAACAUACAGGUAUUGUCUCUGUCAAAUUCAUUACACAAAAAAUGUAUGGUUCAAUCACACACAUUUGUAAAACAUCAAGCUACAGUAUGUCAAAAUCAGCAUUGUUUUAAUUAAUAUGUACAUUCAUUUUCUAUUCCCACGUUAAC